Messenger RNA from Varanus komodoensis (Komodo dragon), 731 nucleotides. RefSeq names its product hemogen (gene HEMGN). Gene Ontology annotation, cellular component: nucleoplasm. The transcript is spliced from 4 exons. Gene Ontology annotation, biological process: regulation of osteoblast differentiation; cell differentiation. Lineage: Eukaryota; Metazoa; Chordata; Lepidosauria; Squamata; Varanidae. The record is from RefSeq and is a predicted model, not a curated record. The coding region runs from base 86 to 604 and encodes 172 amino acids.
UUUGCACUAAAGCAUUUGGCCAGAUGAUUCUAUGGCAGAUCUAAACGCCUCUGUAAAUAUAAAUAUAUAAAAUAAACCAUUGCAAAUGGCGAGCUUAGAAAAGGACCAUUCAUAUUCUGGAAGUUCACAGGAACCAGUGGCCACAGCUGAGGAGUAUGCAGUUCCAGAGGUUGUCAUCACACGCCGUUUGAGAGACCGAGAGCUUCUCAGAAAAAGGAAAGCAGAAGCAGAGGAAAAAGAGACUCACCAGUGGGUUCUGGGGGAGCACAAAAUGAGCAAACCAGCAAAACGGGGAAGAGGGACCAGGAGGGGCCGUGGCCAGCGCCAGGCUCUGGAAGCGCAGGCAGAGCCGGCAGAGGAAAAGCAAGAGGCGCCAGUGACCAAGCUGGAGGAAGAACCCACAGUCACUCUGGAUUUCCAGGCAGAGCCUCCCAUGCCCCUUCUGGGAAUGGAUGAGCUGUACAUGCAGCAGCAAGAACCCGAGGCAGCCCCAGCUGAAGGGGUUGUUUCCCCAGUGGAAGAGGCACCCAGCUCAGAAGAACCUGAAAUCCCCCUGUCCCUGGAAAAUGAUCAUGUGGACCAGGAUUUCUAUGGUUGUACUUAAUUUAAAAGUUGGGGUACAGAUGGUAAUCGACACUGUUUAACUUGAAACACUGUUAAAAUAUAUGAUCUCCUACCUGUGUGAGCUAUAAUUCUUCCUGAGCAAUAAAACUUAGUUCUGUUUGGUGUUA